AUGGCAGAUCUCAAGGCAGCUUUGACUCGGUUUGUCCUGGACCCGGCGCAUCAUGAAGUGCUUUCGAUCCUGAAGGGUGCGAGGAACGGUAUCGUGUACGGUGCCAAGAUCCGUUUCCCCCAUGCGCUGGUCAUGGUGUUUUUGUUCGGCAGCGGCACCCCGCGUGAGAAGUUCCGCAAGAUCUUGACGGCGACGCGCCAGCACGCCUCGCGUCUGGGUAUGUACGUCGCGCUGUACAAGACCGUGAUGAUCGUCCUGCGUGAUCUCUUCCAUAAUGGCAAGCAAAACCCGAACGAUUCGUUCAUUGCGGGCCUCAUCGGCGGUUGGUACAUGUUCGGCGAGCGCACUCCGGUCAACGAGCAGAUUGUCCUCUACUGUGUGGGCCGGUGCAUUGCCUCGCUCCUCCCUCGCGCAGAUGUGCCUUCGAAUUACCCCUCGAAUAAGGUUAUCCCUGUGGACAACACCUCUCACCAGAUCUUUGCCGCGCUCACGUGGGGCUGGGUUAUGUGGCUCUUCACGAACCGCCGCCAGAACCUCAACGGUGGUCUGGUGAACAGCAUGGACUACCUCUACGUGCUUUCUGACAAGUGGGACAGUCUGCGCAAUCUCUUCUGGCACAAUGUGUAA
Malassezia japonica is the source of this 627-nucleotide messenger RNA. RefSeq lists its product as uncharacterized. Lineage: Eukaryota; Fungi; Basidiomycota; Malasseziomycetes; Malasseziales; Malasseziaceae. Bases 1 to 627 code for a protein of 208 amino acids. The transcript is spliced from 3 exons. The record is from RefSeq and is a predicted model, not a curated record. Gene Ontology annotation, cellular component: peroxisomal membrane.